Polyodon spathula (Mississippi paddlefish) is the source of this 303-nucleotide messenger RNA. Its product is annotated as androgen-dependent TFPI-regulating protein-like. The annotation marks the transcript as partial. NCBI's taxonomy places the organism in Eukaryota, Metazoa, Chordata, Actinopteri, Acipenseriformes, Polyodontidae. The transcript has 4 exons. Gene Ontology annotation, cellular component: endomembrane system; membrane. The record is from RefSeq and is a predicted model, not a curated record.
AUUGGUCCGUCCUCUGUCCUCUUUCCUCACCGAUUUGCGGGACACCAUCCUGGCAGUGCUGGCAUUCCCAGUGGGAUCCUUUGUGGUCCUGUCCUGUCCUUCUGGCUGCUCUAUGCCCAUGACCGGGAGCUGGUUUAUCCCAAACCCCUUGACGACAUCAUCCCGCAGUGGUUAAAUCAUGCCAUGCACACUGGAAUCCUGCCCUUGCUCCUUGUAGAGCUCUACAUCAUACCUCAUCACUUCACUAGCCAGAGGAAUGGCAUCCUGGGACUGACCUUGUUAAAGACCCUGUUGUCCUAUUAG